CUCCCGUCCUCCGUUUUCUAUAAAAAUGACGUCACCUCACUGUGAAAUCAUCUUCGUAUCCUACCCCUCCUCAAAUUCUAUAUUUGCCUUUGACCUCGCCAGCGGCUCCCUCCUUGCCCACCUCUCUGGCUGCCCCUCUCCUCACUUUCUUAUCCCUCUUGCAGGAAAAUCACCUUUGCAGGCCGGAAAACCACUCUUAGUAGCCGCCUCUUCAACUGAAACUACUCAUAUAUUUGUAUGGUCAUGGUCUUCUCCCGCCCCUUCCUUCUCUUUUCCCACUCCAGAGCCGGUACUCUCUAUGGCUGCCACCUGCGAUGGCCAGUACCUCUUCUCCGGUGGCUUCUCUGGCCAAAUUCACUCAUUUAGCACCGGAAAACUGCUCCGCUCCUUUUUUGCUCAUCGCUCUCCUGUAACCCACCUCGUUGUCUCGGAUGAUGACUCUCUACUUGUGUCCGCGGCCAAGGAUGGCUCAGUCUCCGUUUGGCCCCUAAUCCGUGUUCUUGAUUUCUCUUGCGACUCCACUGCUUUUCCCGGCCAGUUUGCCACUUUAUCUGGUGGUCCGAACGGUGACCCAGGGUGUUUCCCGACGAGAUUUGGUGGUUUCCCGGCUAGAAUGUCGGCAGUUUCCGGCCUGUCAGUGGGCCCCGGUGCCUUGGCGGUCACGUCAUGGGCGGAUGGAACAUGCGCCACCUGGAGCAUGAUGGACGCUUCAUGUGUCCAUCUCUUUGUACUCCCAUGCACAACCAUGUGUCUUGCAGUGGACCCCAUUGGAAACAUGUUCUACGCCGGUGGACCCCAAGGUAGGGUGUACGCCGCACCAUUCAUGUGUCAUCCUGCUAAGGUGGCAGCGGCAGCGGGGCCCAUACGUGCUGAAGAUGUGUCACUGGUGGUUGCGGGGAGUGUGCAUGACUGUGACGUGGCGGCCUUGGCGGUGGGACCCCGCAGGAACCUUGUUUGCAGGUCUCGCGAUGGGAAUCUGAGGGUUUUGGACCUUGGGAAUGGGGACAUCUUGUUGGAAGUUGGGCCCGUCAUGGGCCCUGUUGCUGACGUAGCAGUGGCCUCCAAUUCAGGGCAGUUUUCAAGUGCCUUAAAGCAGUUUCCCGACAGCGAGGAGGGAUUUACGAGUGACACGAGGCGGUUUUCUAGGGACGUGGUGGAGAUGGAAGAAUGGUUGAAGGUGGUGGAGGAUGAUCGGCGGAGGGGGUUGGAUUGCUUGGAGAGAGCGAUUGGAACGUACGAGAGGAUUCUCAAUCUUUUCCUCAAGGAAGCCUCUUCUUCUUCAUCGUCUUCCUCAAGUUUGGUACCAAAAUAAUAACUGUACACAAUAGUAUCGUUUAUCUAGGUUAAGUGCCAA
This is a messenger RNA of Amborella trichopoda, 1354 nucleotides long. RefSeq lists its product as uncharacterized. The record is from RefSeq and is a predicted model, not a curated record. Gene Ontology annotation, cellular component: rixosome complex; nuclear pre-replicative complex. Gene Ontology annotation, molecular function: protein binding. Lineage: Eukaryota; Viridiplantae; Streptophyta; Magnoliopsida; Amborellales; Amborellaceae. Gene Ontology annotation, biological process: rRNA processing; DNA-templated DNA replication.